This is a messenger RNA of Pediculus humanus corporis (human body louse), 258 nucleotides long. RefSeq lists its product as uncharacterized. The coding region runs from base 1 to 258 and encodes 85 amino acids. The transcript is spliced from 2 exons. The record is from RefSeq and is a predicted model, not a curated record. NCBI's taxonomy places the organism in Eukaryota, Metazoa, Arthropoda, Insecta, Psocodea, Pediculidae.
AUGAACGGGCAUUUGCAGAAUCAGCUUACAAAAUCAUUAGAACGAAUUUUAGAAGAAGCUCAUUUAAGUGGAGAAUUAAAAUUAAGUGGAAGAAAAUUAAAAGACUUUCCUAAAUCUGGUGGAAAAUAUGAUCUUAGUGAUACAGUGAUUGCAGAUUUUAAUUAUUCUAGAAAUUUCGAUAAACAAUGUGAGUAUAUAAAUAUUUUGAAUAACUCGGUUGGGGAGCAAAGCAAAUCAAUAAAUGCACGUGUAUUAUAA